GGCCGGAGUUUCGGCGGGGCCGGGCCAGCGCCGGUCACAUGGCGGGGAGCGGCGGCGGCAGCCGGCGGAGCGGGGGGCCGGGGCGGCAGCAUGGCCCUGGAGGACCCGUUCUCCGCCGUGCGGGGGGAGGUGCAGAAGGCUGUGAACACGGCCCGGGGGCUGUACGAGCGCUGGUGUGAGCUGCUGCAGGAGACUCAUGUCGUCAGCACGGAGGAGUUCGACUGGACCACGAACGAGCUGCGCAACAGCCUGCGGAGCAUCGAGUGGGACCUGGAGGAUCUGGAGGAGACCAUUGGCAUUGUGGAGUCGAACCCUCGCAAGUUCAGGAUCGAAGCCAGCGAGCUGACAGAGAGACGGGCCUUCGUGAGGCAGAUGCGGGACUCUGUCAAGGAGAUGCGGGAUCACAUAUCCAGCCCGUCAGCCCUGGCCUUCGCCGAGCGGAAAAACAGAGAGAUGCUGAUUGGCGGUGGGGCCAGCCAGAAGCCCCCCCCGGAGCGGUACGGGCAGCUGCGGGAGGAGCUGGUGUCAGCCAAUUCCCGCUAUAUUGAGGAGCAGCAAUUGCAUCAGCAGCUGAUCGUAGAGCAGCAGGACGAGCAGCUGGAGCUGGUGUCGGGCAGCAUCCGGGUCUUGAAGCACAUGUCGGGCCGGGUUGGGGACGAGCUGGACGAGCAGAGCUUACCGGCGCCAGUGGUGUGUGAUCGGCAUUCUGCUUGUUCUUCUCAUCGUGGUGCUUAUCCUCUUCUUCACUCUGUAAUCGGCUGGCCAGGACUGCGGGCGGGGGGCACCACUCUCCUGACCAGCCCCCCCCUCCCCCUCCACGCACAUGCCUCCAUCAUUGCUUGGCGAGCAGCCCAGGAGCUGCCCUGCUGGAGCACAGCCCAAAACGGUGCCUUUCUCUGACCUUUGGGGCUGGCACCUAUGGUAAAGAAAAGGCACCUCCAGGUACCAGGGGAGAUUCCUGCUGGGAAUCUGGUUCAGGUGUUUCUCUCCUCCCCCCCAGCCUUUGCUUCCACAUCAGGGGCUUGCAGUCAGGUACAGGGCUGGGGGUGUUGUCAGCCUGUAGGGGGCAGUAGCAAUGUGCUGGAAUGGGGGGCACUUCUGAUCUCUCCCCAGAUUUGGGAGGGAAGGGAAGCCAGUUCAUUGGUACCUCCAUCCCCCUUCUGCAAAGCCAGGAGCGGGAAGGAGAAGCAGCUUGCCCGUUCCAGGACGGGAUGGGGCAGCACAGCCUGUGCCACCAGGGGGCGCUGUCUUAUCACACCAGCUGCCUGUUGCAGGUAGACCGAUUCUUACUAGCAUGGGGUGCAAACUCAGCUGUUAAUACCCUCCCAUGCUGGGCUGGCGCACGGGGUGCUCUGUGGGUUCAGGGAUGGUGACAGCUGCUUUUUAGGGCUCCCCUGCCUUAAAGCCCAGCUGCGCUUUGCCUGGCCUGCCCUGGCUCCUCGCCCCUCCCUGGCGGGGCCGUCGCUCGUUUUUUGUACGAAAAGCCAAAAUAAUUCCUCAGGCGGGUUUUCAGUUAAAGAAAUGGGGGGUCGCGUUGUUGGAUUUUUGCUGCCUUAGGGGGGAGGAAGAGGACCUGAUGGUCGGUUUGUUGUUAAUUAUUUGUAUUAUGGUAGAGUUGAGGCCCCCAUGGUGCUAGGUGCUGUACAAACAGAACCGGGAUGGACCCUGCUGGUGCCUCUGCCACAAGGAGAGACUGCAGUGCAUGCUGGGAGAUAUAGUCUGGCCAAGGAGCAGGGCCCAUGGGGGAAAUAGGGGCAUGAGACACUCCUUUCUACAAUUCCCAUGAUGCACUAUGGCAGCUGAGAGGGAGUGCAGUGCAUCAUGGGAGAUGUAGUCUGGGCAGGGAGCUUGGCCCACAGAGGAAAAUGGGGGUGGGAGGGGCUCCCGGCUGCAACUCCCAGGUUGCAGCCCAGUGGCUCUGCUCCAGGGAGUGAGCACAGUGUGUUCUGGGAGAUGUAGUCCAGCCGGGGAGCAGGGCCUGUGGGAGGAAGUAGAGGCACAAAGGACGUCCAACGACAGCUCCCAUGUGACAUGGUCCCAGAGUCUCGUGGCCUCGCCGGAACCUGAAUUUCUAAUUUAAAAAAAAAAUCAAAUUAAUAUUUUUUUAAAAAACCUUUAAACAAUAAAGCAGCAAAACUGA
This is a messenger RNA of Mauremys reevesii (Reeves's turtle), 2140 nucleotides long. It is a transcript of the gene STX10, whose product is annotated as syntaxin 10. Gene Ontology annotation, biological process: Golgi vesicle transport. Gene Ontology annotation, cellular component: membrane. Lineage: Eukaryota; Metazoa; Chordata; Testudines; Geoemydidae. The coding region runs from base 91 to 900 and encodes 269 amino acids. The record is from RefSeq and is a predicted model, not a curated record. The transcript has 7 exons.